Phasianus colchicus (ring-necked pheasant) is the source of this 2115-nucleotide messenger RNA. NCBI's taxonomy places the organism in Eukaryota, Metazoa, Chordata, Aves, Galliformes, Phasianidae. The record is from RefSeq and is a predicted model, not a curated record.
AUGGCGAACUCGGCCGCGCAGCAAAUCUCGUGCUCUGCUCCCAGCUCGCUGCAGCAGCCAGACCUCAGCACGCUCCUUUCGGCCCCCGUGGGGUUGUGGGGAACGUUUACAAAGAGGCCCAGACCGGCUUUUGGAGCAGCUGAGCGCGGAGGCAAUCAGAGCCCACGAGGUUCGUGCCCGCAAGGUGAGCCCGCUCCCAGGGCUGCUCUGCCUCCGCCGCCGCCCCUCCGACCCCACGUGCGCUCCGUGCGGGACCGCGGGGCCCAGCUGAUGGCGGCCUCAUGGCGGUGGGAGGAGGAGCCGGGGCGGGCGGUGCUGCGGGCCGGGCUGGGAGCGGGGCGGGUGGAGCUCGGCGCUGCGGCCGGGGUCGGUGAGCGGUCGGAAGCGUUGCGCGUGUCUGCGUUGCAAGUUCGACAUCUUUCAUCUACCAUGGCAUCAAGGCGUGUUCCAAAAGUGACUUCCAAAGAAGGAGCAUCACAGUGCCAGGAGAAGCACGUGGUUCUUCUCAGCCCCGUGGGAAAACUGGAGAUAUCUGGGUGUGAAACAGGACUACACGAAAUUAAACUCCCCAAACUGAGUGUGCUGCCAAAUGGGACGGAGGCUCUGAUGCGCUGUGAGCUGAGUGGCGGUGUGACCUCUGUGCCGGAGCCACUGCAGCAGUGCGCAGCCUGGCUGAGCGCCUACUUCUGUGAACCCAGCAGGACACAGCAGCUGCCCCUGCCACCCUUCCACCACCCCAUGCUGCAGCGAGAUUCGUUCACCAAAGAGGUGUUGUGGACCCUGCUGAGGGAAGUGAAGUUUGGAGAGGCCAUUUCUUACCAGCAAUUAGCAGAGCGAGCAGGCAACAGCCGAGCAGCAAGAGCGGUGGGAGGAGCAAUGAGGAGCAAUCCUAUCCCGAUUAUCAUACCGUGCCACAGGGUGAUUUGCAGCAGCGGGCAGAUUGGCAACUACGGAGGAGGAAACCUUAUGAAAGAGUGGCUUUUGUCACACGAGAAGCUCCAGAAAGAGAAGUUAGCAGAUUGAUGUGGCUCAGCCACAGCUGCUCGACAGCCAAGGCACACAACUGCAGCAACUUGGCUUAUAACGAGCUCUCAGAGCACCCAGCAGAAUUCAGAAAAAUGGUAAAUAUUUGAGUGACAUAUAAAUAUAAUGCAACAUCCGAAGUGGAAUGUGUGGUGGCACCACUAUAUUAAAAAAGCGGGAUGCGUCCUGAGGGAUGCAGCUCGUAUGCCCUUUCUUGUUUUUACAUUUUACAGCAGAAUGACUGCAGCAGUCCAGGCCUGUUGUGCAUGUAUUUUGUUCUCAUCCCUGGUUCUGUUCUGUUCUAUAUUUAAUGUCCAUUAAAGCAAGGAUAAGAGAAUGAGAGGGGCGUGAUAAACGCAAGGCACAGGCAUCCCCCUGAGGAUGCUUCUGGGUGGCCAAUGGGCCCUGCGGCCAGCGUGUCCCCGGGCAGCCCCAUGCCAGGGUUCCCACUCACUGCUGUCUGACUGCUGAAAUGGUUUUUGAGUAAAGCCCACGUCGCAGUGUGUGGCGAGGGGCAGCCAGGGGGAGGUGGCUGUUGAGCUGCUUGUUCACAGAUUUGCUUUCUGGAUUGUGAGAAGUCCUCAAGGCAGGAGUACAAAUGUUUCUUUUGUGAUCGUUGCAAAAAGCAGGUGGAGCUGUAGAGGCCGGCAAGUUGCUUGAGAUGUUUAAAAUAAGCAGUUAGGUGAGCGCAGCUUGGGCACAGUUUUGGAUGGGGCUCAUCUUAGUUGCAUCGUUAGCAGCAGUAGCCUUCCUUUAGCGUUGCCGUUUCUCUGUUGUGUGAAGCUUUGUUUCCUGUAGCCUCUCUGCAGAAAGGAUUGGAGAGAUGUUAGCAUUGAAUUCUGAGGUGGUAUAGAAAGGGUUCUCUGAAAUUGCAAGCCACCAGAAACUGGAAUUUUCAGUAUGGGAAUCUUAAAUUCCAAGUUAAUACUGAUGCUGGAAAUACUGAUUUUUUUUAAUGCGUUUAUCAUAUUUUCAGACAUGCCUCUUUAGAAGGGUCUUUGCUGACCAAGAAAUUACGGUAUUACAGUGCUUUAGUUAAUGUAGUAUUAUUGAUACCUCAGAAUUACUUCAAUAAAAAAACUGCUUUGCAUG